AUGGCUCCAGAGAUCCGGAGCCCCCAAGGCAAAAGUCAGCAUGUGUUCCGGCGCCAGAAGGUGGAGAACGAAUACAGGAUCCAGCCCACCGGUCCUGCGCCUCCUCCAAACUCCCGACACUCAGUCGUAGUCCCCAGCCUUACCUGGCGCCCCCGGAUGUCGCUUACCCCCACAUCUCGGAGCCCUGACCUCGCGCUCCGGCUCUCCCGGUCCCCUCCAGGCCCUUUCCCUCCGGCCGCCCAGCCUUUCCCCCCUCCCCCCCACCGCCCUGGCCAGCCUGAGGCCUCCCCUCCCCCUCCGGCCUCGCCCGCCGCCUCCUCACGAUUACCCCCUCCGGCCGGGCGACUUCCAGGAGCCCGCGACCGGCGCCUCCCUCCGGCCGCCCUUAAGCCCCGCGGGCCUGGCUCGAGGCUGGACGCCGUAGGCCGCCAGCUGAGGCCCGGCCACCUCAACCUCUCCCUCCCGCCGCUGUCAGCAUCGCGGAUUCGGGUUCUCGCUCCCAGUCGGGCGCCCCGGGGCCUCCCCUCUCGGCCGUCGGCCGGAACCUCGGAUGUCCUCGGGCCGCCCCGGCGGGAGGAGGCCGGAAUUGGGCCUGGGGCGGGCCAUCUCACCUGCGCUGUGGCCGCGCUCCGGGGCCUCCCGGCGGGCUCCGCAGCGGCAGCUGGGGCCGGGCCUGGGCCCGGGGCGCGCCCCCCUGCGCCUCGGCCUCGGCCUCCGCCUCUGCGGCCUCCGCGGCCUCCGCCUCAGGAGCAGUGGUAG
Messenger RNA from Microtus oregoni (creeping vole), 759 nucleotides. Its product is annotated as basic proline-rich protein-like. Lineage: Eukaryota; Metazoa; Chordata; Mammalia; Rodentia; Cricetidae. Bases 1 to 759 code for a protein of 252 amino acids. The transcript is spliced from 4 exons. The record is from RefSeq and is a predicted model, not a curated record.